Parnassius mnemosyne (clouded apollo) is the source of this 1674-nucleotide messenger RNA. Lineage: Eukaryota; Metazoa; Arthropoda; Insecta; Lepidoptera; Papilionidae. The record is from the annotation of a GenBank genome assembly.
AUGGACGUCGGCGAAUUACUUUCGUUUAAGCCAACACCAACACCGAAGAGACCCAAUGAGGAUGAAAGUGAAGACUCUGAAGAUGAAACAGUCAGAACACCUAAGACAAGGCGCCUGGGUUCUUCUAAAACACACCGAAUGGCCCACUUAAAAGGCCAACCUUUACCAAAGGAACCCAUGAUUACUGAUAAGGAAAGAGAGGAUAUUCUUAGAUUUGUUGAAACAGAGGCAACUGAGGGUGAAGUGCUCGAUGACACUACAGUUAAGAAAUUAGUCCUAAACUUUGAAAAGAAAGCACUGAAAAAUAGAGAAAUGAGAAUAAAGUUUCCUGAUCAACCUGAAAAAUUUAUGGAAAGCGAAAUUGAUUUGCAUGAAGCUUUACAAGAACUAAGUGCCGUUGCAACAGUGCCUGACCAAUACCCAUUAUUAGUGGAACUAAAAUGCAUAAGCUCGCUUUUGGAACUGUUAUCACAUGAUAACACUGAUAUAUCGACCAAAGUUGUUCAUCUUUUACAGGAGUUUACUGAUGUAGACAUUCUCCAUGAAAGUGAAGAAGGCGCGGAAGAGUUAAUAAAUGCAUUGGCAGAAGCAGAAGCUCCCGCAUUAUUAUUACACAAUCUUACUCGUCUUGAUGAGCAAGUGCCAGAUGAACGUGAUGCAGUACAUAACACCUUAGGUAUAAUAGAAAACAUUACAGAAUUUAGACCAGAAUUAUGUCAUGAAGUGGCAAAGCAAGGAUUUUUACAGUGGAUUCUCAAAAGACUAAAGUUAAAGGUGCCUUUUGACGGUAAUAAGUUGUAUGCAACAGAAAUUUUAUCAAUAUUGUUACAAAAUACACCAGAAAACAGAAAAUUGCUAGGAGAAUUAGAUGGAAUUGAUGUUCUAUUGCAACAAUUGGCGUUUUAUAAAAGGCAUGAUCCAAGUGGUGCAGAGGAACAAGAAGCCAUGGAGAAUAUGUUUGAUGCACUGUGCUGUGCGUUGAUGGAGCCCGCGAACAGAGACCGCUUCUUACGUGGAGAAGGCUUGCAGCUAAUGAAUCUGAUGCUCAGGGAAAAGAAGAUGUCGCGCAAUGGAUCUUUAAAAGUUCUAGAUCAUGCGCUUGCAGGUCCUGAUGGAAAAGAUAAUUGCAAUAAGUUUGUGGAUAUUUUAGGUCUCAGAACAGUAUUUCCACUUUUCAUGAAAACGCCAAAAAGAAAAAGAUUGUUGACAGUUGACCAGCAUGAAGAACAUGUGGUAUCCAUAAUAUCUUCCAUGUUACGAAAUUGUCAAGGUAGUCAGAGACAGCGACUUCUUGCUAAAUUUACUGAAAAUGAUUUAGAAAAAGUUGACAGAUUAUUAGAAUUACAUUUUAAAUAUAUGGACAAAGUAGACAGAACGGAAAAAGAAAUGGAGCUUGACGCUGAAGAAACUGAUGAUGAUACGCAGUAUUUAAAGCGCCUAUCUGGGGGGCUGUUCACCUUGCAGCUGAUUGACAGAAUUAUUUUGGAAGUAUGUACUGCGGGAGCGCCUACAAUAAAACAGCGAGUUCAACGAGUGUUGUCGUUACGCGGUGGUUCUUUAAAAAUCAUACGGCAUGUUAUGAGAGAAUAUGCUGGGAAUCUUGGCGACGCGGGAAGUGAAGAGUGGCGGCAACAAGAACAGCAACAUAUACUGCAGCUGGUCGAUAAAUUUUAA